AUGGAGAAAGUGGUUGUCGGCGUCCCUAAACCUUUCAUUCGGCUGCGAGCCGAAAUCUUCUUCUUCUUAAUCAGGAGCUUCCUAGACCAGGACUUCAACCUCAAGGAGUUCAGCGAGGGGGCCAGACAAGCUAUCUCAUUUGUUUCUAGACUGCUGUCUCAGCGCAAAUUUGAUGAAUUAGAAAAUCUUGUGGCCAAGGAGAUCCUGACGGACUUGAAAGAAAAAUGUUCAGUACUGUCUGACAACUACAGGAAAGCUCUGCUAGUCGAGUCAGAUGAAAUAAAGGGCUUGUCUCCUUGGAAUGUUAAUGUACAGUACGACAAUGGAAGAAAGUUUGUCAAUAUACUUAUGUAUUUUUGGUAUGUGAAGGAUAUGGACCUUCUGGCUGAAGACACAUCGGCAGUACCACUCUUCCAAGUGGUCUAUGGAAACCAUAAUAUAAUGGACACACAGCGUAUCCUCAUAGCAACCUAUGAGUUCACCAGAGAAUUUACUCAGGGGGUAAAGCCAGACUGGAUCAUCACACACAUUCAGCAUUCAAAAGUAUUAGAGUGAACGGAAUACACAUUAUCAUGAAGCUUCUA
This is a messenger RNA of Nanorana parkeri, 584 nucleotides long. RefSeq names its product chromosome unknown C2orf47 homolog (gene MAIP1). The transcript has 5 exons. The record is from RefSeq and is a predicted model, not a curated record. Bases 1 to 555 code for a protein of 184 amino acids. Gene Ontology annotation, molecular function: ribosome binding. Gene Ontology annotation, biological process: inner mitochondrial membrane organization; protein insertion into mitochondrial inner membrane from matrix. NCBI's taxonomy places the organism in Eukaryota, Metazoa, Chordata, Amphibia, Anura, Dicroglossidae. Gene Ontology annotation, cellular component: mitochondrial inner membrane.